AACUGAUUGACAGACUAAAUGAAUAAUUUAGAGUCAACUGUUAACCUGAGAAGGCUAGUGUGCUUAAAAGUAGGAGUGUCUUUUUAACCAGUUUAUACUACAGUUGAAAGCAGACUGGAACUUCUGACAUAUUCUGGUCUUAUACUUGUAUCAAGAAGUGUUGAUAUAAGAGUUUUGGGUAAGUUGCGCUGAGUCUAUUCUGGUUAGAAGUUUUAAUGAUUUGUUUCUGUUUGGGAAAGUGAUCAAAUACAGUAGAAGUGGCAUUACAUUCUAUGUUAUGGGCAAAUAAUAGGCAUAAGCUUUUACCCUUUGUUUUAAAGCAGUUUUUUAAAGCAUCUUUUCUUGUAAAUGCGUUCAGUGUUUGUUACUCUUAUGAGAUGCUUUAGGUAACCUAACACUUGUCUGUUAGAUACCAUGUCAAAAGGACAUCUCGCUUUUCCUGUUCAUGGCAAGACAAAACAGGGUUUGUGGUUUGGAGGCAGUGUUUAGUGUUGCCAAUGGCAGAGGAUUAACUGCUGGUUAAAACUUUUAAUGUUUUUCUGUAACUGUUUGUUUCAUUACCAUAACAUUCCUGCUUUUAAUAAAAUUUCAGCUUUUGUUUCAGAUUGUUUAAAACAAACUUUUUGAGAAUUAAGUGUCUAAGCUGAGUGUCUGAAACAUGGAAGCCAAGCGAGUAAAGCGGGAUGUUAAAGCUUUGCUUGAUAAAUAUGUUGGACAAAGACUUAGAGAAAAUGGUUUUGAUCCAAAGGGGAAAGGCACAUCUACCAUGUUAGAUGAACUGGCUCAUUAUGACUUGGCUAUAAGUAUGGCUAUGUGGCGGCUUAAUAAAGAUAAAGGGAAGACUGCCGUAGAGAAUGACAUAGGAAUUGGCAGUCCAUGUCAUAGCCACUACCCUAAUCACCUGGAAAGAGAAGCGAUGAUUCUUUCAUCCUUUGCAGGAAUGUUGCUGAACAGUUUACCUAUACAAGAUAUUCUGUCUCUGUACAACUGCAAGCCAUCUGCAUCUUUCUCUUAUAACCACAAUAAGCAGGGCAAUAUUGUUCACCCAUUCUCCCUGUCCUAUCAUCCAUUUGCAAUGCUUACCUCCUUCAAAGCGGUGGAGCACUCGAGACAACACACCUUAGUGCUGAAUCGUCGAAUGAAGGAACAGAAUAAACAGAAGACAGAAACAGACACUCUGAUGUCGCCCUCAUCCUCCUCUAGCUCCUCAUCUAGCUCCUCUUUUAAUGACAGUGAAGAUUCUUUACAACCUUAUGAGGGCUCUCAAGAAUCUCUGCAGGACUGAAGACACAUGUUUGUUUUGAAUAUGUAUUCAUAUCUUAUAAAUAUGUCCAGUAUAGGUUUUUAUCACUUUUAUUACUAUUUUCUUUUGUGUAAGACCAGGUGGCAUAACAAUGAGUUUUAUUGUAUAAAGAUUUGCAAGCAUUUGUAACUCACUCUUUUUGUAAUUUGUGUCAUAUCCAAAUAAUAAAAGGUGUGCAAGAAUUUAUUUUACCCACAAGCAUUCUCACUAAAAUGUGAAUGAGAUAAAGAUGCAAUGUUUAACGUAAAUGUUAAUUGACGAUAAUUAAUGAAAAAAAUAUUUUUUUUAAAACAAAUAAUCUUGUUAUUGUACAAAUCAAAACACACGAGUGCAGUUGAGGUUAGGUUUUUGUCAGCUAGGAAUUUUGCUUUGAUGAAUCAGGGAUUUUAAAUGUAUAGAUGGGAUUAAGAGGUUGGCAGCAACAUUAAAGUUCCAAAUUCCAGUCACUGAGAUGACAA
This is a messenger RNA of Misgurnus anguillicaudatus (oriental weatherfish), 1761 nucleotides long. RefSeq lists its product as uncharacterized. The record is from RefSeq and is a predicted model, not a curated record. NCBI's taxonomy places the organism in Eukaryota, Metazoa, Chordata, Actinopteri, Cypriniformes, Cobitidae.